Molecule: messenger RNA, 2205 nt
Organism: Schizosaccharomyces japonicus yFS275
Lineage: Eukaryota; Fungi; Ascomycota; Schizosaccharomycetes; Schizosaccharomycetales; Schizosaccharomycetaceae
Product: myotubularin family phosphatidylinositol-3-phosphatase
Exons: 3
Coding region: 726-1850 (374 amino acids)
Cellular component (GO): cytoplasm; endomembrane system
Molecular function (GO): protein tyrosine phosphatase activity
Source: RefSeq, a predicted model, not a curated record
UGCCCGUGUGCAACACCAAGAACUGGCGUUAAGGUUAUUUACCUCGCGCGUCUGCCAUCCUUCACCUCAAGUCUUCGAUAUAAUAACAGCUUUUCAUAAUCCAUUUCUUCUAAGCGGUGCUCUUCUUCCUUGUCAUUUCUGUUUAUUUUGGAGUUUUUAUUCCUGUAAUUGCUGUUUUUGGCGCGGAUUUGAAUGGAUAAUAUUAAAAUAGCCCGUGUAGAUAAUGUUCGGCUACUGGCAAAGGGAAAGGAACUUACAGGAACAUUGCAUUUAACGGCCCACCAUUUAAUUUUUGCUAAUUUUAAAACUCAAUUGGAGAUAUGGGUUGCUUAUGCUCAGUUUUUUAGUGCAAGACUUUGUCUGUACGACGGGAAACCAUGUAUACGCGUCCAAUGUCGUGAUUUUAUGUUUUUCUGCUUACUAUUCGACGAUGACUCGGUGAUUAACGAUGUGUUUGACUCUUUACAGAAUCUUGUUUGUGUGGAUGACAUAUCCAAGCUGUACGCUUUUUAUUACGUACCGUCUGUUGAGGAGCAGAAACUUAAUUCAUGGGACACGUUUUCCUUGGUUGCUGAAUACAAACGAAUGGGUGUAGCCCAAGAACCAGUCAUUUGUGGAAGGAAUUGGCGGUUUACAACAAUCAACAAAGACUACUCGCAGUGUAAAACAUAUCCUAGCAUUUUGGCUGUGCCGGCCAGUGUUUCUGACAGCGUUAUCUACUAUGGAUGCAAAUACCGCUCCAAAUGCAGGUUUCCCGCCUUGACGUACUUGCACAAAAACUCUUUUUCUAUAACAAGAGCGUCGCAACGCUGGUCGGGUUGCGACAGAAUCGCUCUGCGCAGGACGAAAAGCUUGUUGAGGCCAUCUUUUCCACAUCCAUCAUCCCCGGUUCCAGUAACCUAAUUGUCGACGCUCGUCCAUCCACCAAUGCCCAUGGCCAACAUUGCAGUUGGGGUGCUGGCAGCGAAAACAUGGAUCACUACAGAUUGGCAAAAAAGGCUUAUUUAGGCAUCGACAAUAUUCACGUUAUGCGUGAGUCGCUUUACAAACUGAUUACGGCGCUCAAGAAUUCGGAUGUUUCAGCAAACCCUCCGCAGCAAGAUCUGCUAUUGCGUUCCCAUUGGCUAAAACACAUUUCGAGUAUCUUGCAGGGUGGUCUGCUUAUUACCCGUACCAUCCACGAGGAUGGAUCGCACGUUCUCGUGCACUGUUCUGAUGGAUGGGAUCGCACCUCGCAGUUGUGUGCCCUCCCGCAGUUGUGCUUGGAUCCCCAUUACCGCACGCUUCGUGGUUUUAUGACGCUUGUGGAGAAGGACUGGCUUGCGUUUGGUCACAGAUUCCAAGAGCGUUGUGUACCGCUUCUCCACAAAAAACGGUUUACCGCAUAUCCAACUGUUGAUGAUUCUGCAGCCGCCACGUUUCAGUCAACACUCAUGUCUGUGCACUCGACGCUUACGAACUUUGCGCGCGAGAACUUUGACAAAUAUGCCUCUCCUAUUUUCCACCAGUUUCUCGACAGUGUGUGGCAGUUGACACAGCAAUUUCCCAAGUACUUUGAAUUCAACGAACGCUUCCUUCGACGCCUUUUGUAUCAUGUCAGCUCUUGCCAGUACGGAAGCUUCCUCUAUAAUUCGGAGUACGAACGCAACACGAACGACGUGAAGCAUCGUUCUCGUUGCGUCUGGGAUUACUUUCUCGUACGAGAGGACGAAUUCAAAAAUCCAGAGUACGAAAUGUUUGACGACGUACUCAUGAUUGAUCCAUUGCAAGUCAAAUGGUGGGCUUCUGCAUUUGGACAAACGGACGAAAACAUGAAUACGGAUGCUCAACAGCCUUCUCCAGUUUCAUGAACUUUUUUUUUGAGGUGCUGCUAGUUUGUUUUUCUUCCUCUUUGCAGAUGGUCAUCCGUUCCUUUCUUCCGCUCGUCGGUUUGCCAACCAGGAGUCCUGUAAUACCUUUUGUAACUUUCAGAGUACCCUAAUGAUUCUCCAUGUAAUUACUGUUCCAACUUACAAAGCAUUCCCUUUCUAAUGGGCCUGACCGCUCUCUCAAGGUACAAAUUUAUAUGUCCAUAUAACAACAAAUGCUAUUAAAUUGUGAACUAGUAUGACUUAUUUAAUGUAUGAACAAUCUCCUACGACUACAGACAACAUUCCCGUAGAACUGCACUUAUUGUCAGAAUUUCCCUAUACCCACACACACUCC